AUGCCGAGCAUUUUCUCGAGGUCCAGGUCGACCCCAACGCCACAGAAGAAUCUUCGACUCGACACUACUGACGAAUUCGGGCGAGUGUCGUCGAGGUCGUCACAGCUGCCAUUGCCACCGCCAGACGGAUUUCUACCAUUCACGCUCGACAGACCGCGCGAUGCCACGGAGAUCGAUUAUGGGUACCUCGCGUACGAGAGGCACGUCGUACUUGGCCUUGAGCAGGUCUCGCACCUUGUCGACGUCGUCAGCGAGGAACUGGGCACCCGUGGGGGCAUAACGACGCCCUUUAUCUUCUCUUCCAUGGCACUCGACCUUUCCUCAACGUCCACCAAACGACUUAUACGAACAUUUAUUGACGCCUGCGUCGACCCAGACACAAAACAACGUCGUUUUCGGGAAGAGGCUCGAUUUGCGGGGCCGCAUGAGCUAGGAAUGCUGUUGCGAUGGGGGCUCGGUCGGCUGGUGCGGAUCGCGGAUGGACAGGAGGAGCGCGGUAUCAUUUCCUGGGACCAUUACACCGAUUUCCGAGAUUCAGAGCUAGCAGCCAAUUUCCCACCCACCCAUUUCUCGACGUUCUUACCGCCAUUACCUGCCCAUUUGCGUUCCAUAGUUAUCACCGUGCUCAGCGUCCUCACCCGCUUGACGGCGAACUCCUCGUCGUCGGGGCAUACACCACCGACGCUUUCACCGCUGUUCGGGCCCCUCUUCUUCGGUCUGGGCCCGCCGGCACUCCCCUUCCACCACACCUAUAUCUAUUACCUACGCGCUACCAAUGCGAUGGAACACAUAAUUCUCUCCUUCAUUCGCUUCCAGGAUAGUCCACGUUCGUCAUCUGCGUCCAUGGGUGUCCCUACGCGGCUCAAGGAGUGGAUAAAGGGAUACCCAAUUAUGCUUGCCGACCAAUCGUUAAGACCACAACCACGCAAAGGCGCUCGUACGUCGCGCGUCCUCAGUGUCCGCCGUAACGUGCGAGCCUAUACGAAGGAUCUCGUCAAGUCUGCAUCGACAUGGGAGUGUAAUCUGGGGAAAAUCGUCGGCAAAGCACCCGUCAAGUACUCCGAUGGCUAUAGGAAACGCAUGAACAUGCCCUCGCAGUUUGAAGCAGGAGAAGAGGACGGAGAGAGGUUCCGCAGCCUGACCGAUCUCAAGUGGGGAGAAUUCGAGUCUCUGGGAUUUGGCGGCUUGGGUCAAGAAAAGCUGCAGUUUGAUUUGAACGAGAGCGCCAGGACGGAACGAAACAUCAAACGACAAACGCUCAGUUGGAAUGACUUCUCGUCAACGGGAUUCUCAAGGUCGGAUAUAACGCCUCUGAGCGCGACGUUGCAGUUUUCGCCUCCAAUGGCGGCCACCAUUUCUUCCUAUCAACCAGCCGAAUACGCCAAGAAGCUGAAGAAGGCAGCAAAGCACAUACCAGCGUUUGGAUGGGACACAGAACCUGUUGUAGGGCAGGAAGAAGUCAUUGAGGAGGCGUUUUUAGACGUCUUCUGCGACAUUCUCUGUGGCUGGGCUGGUGUAACAGAUAUGAAUGAGGCUGACAGAGAAUGCAACUGGGCCCUGAUCGAGUUCCAACCUGACGCUCUACUUCUAUUCGAAGAGUUUGUUCCCCUCGAAUAUCGGCAGCAAAUAGGCUCCUCGUCUUCUGGAUCCAGUCGACGCCGCCUUCCAUCGCUAUUCUUACCCACAUCGCCGUCGUCAAGGGUAAAGACCAAGUCGAAGAAGGACAAAACGGAGCGCUCCAAGCCCAAGGAGCUGAACCCCAAGACUUCGUUUAAGGAGGUCGAGUUCGAGGGCCUACUGAAGGGCGAUGGCAACCGGAAGACCAAAGUCAUCACUCUUGGAUCGAAGGAUAUGCAGACGCAUACGAUGAUCGGCUCUCCGAGUGAAGUCGAACCUCCUCCUCCCAUGUUGCAAUCGCUGAGUCACGAAUCGUCUGCUAGAAGUGACGACUCCUCCUUGACUGCGAGUACCAUCGGGGGCACCCCCUCAAAUAGGCGUCGGUUUCGAUUAGGCGGUUCAGGGACUCCGACCAAUGGUGGCUCUGUCAUGGGACGCAAGUCCCUUAUCGGUAGCCUUCCUCCUGCUGAGUACAGCAGUGUGGAUUUUGAGACGCGUCUGGCGAGUCUGGAUGGGGAGGAUGUAUAUGAGGAUUACCCACCUUUCGAUGGUAUGCCGAGGAAACGGGAGUUUGCAGACGAUGCGUGGGUGGAUAUCCUGGUCGGCACUCAAGAGCGACGUAUGGCUGGUCAGGAAUAUGGUGGACGGGGGAAAGGAAGGGGAGAGGAUGUCGACCUUGUUAGUCUCGAGGUGGAGAAGGCGCUUAAGGGUGUCAGGAAUCUGAGCCAGAGUCCAGAGAGCCAGCGAACGGAGAGAAUUCCCGUUCGAAAUGAAGAGGAAGAGUCUAUCGAAGUCGAGAGGGUUCCCUCGAGGCUUGCUAUGAACGACUAUGUCGAUGACCCUCGACAUCCACAGUACUAUGACGACUCGCUGGAUUACGAUGCGGAUGGCCCUUUGGUGACUGAGCAGUCGAUACAGUCGCUCCACUAUGAUCGGCAUGAAGACGAGGAAGACGAACGAGAUACGGUGGAGCAGGAGCAGGAGCAGGAGGAAGAGGAGAAAGAGGAACCGGAGCCCCGACCCGCACCACCCAAACGACCUGGAUACUUUGACCUUCACCCGGAACGACGGCCCGUCGCGCAACUCAAUGGCGACGGCGAGGACCCUCGAGCUAGGUUUGGCCACGAUAGCGAUUCAGAGGACGAACACUCGGGGCCGGGUAUCAGGCCGCUUCCUAGGGUUCCGCCCAUCAUCAACCUCGACGAGGAGCCGUCACCGUCGACUGCGCCGUUGAAGGUACCCAGCAAGACUGCCGCCCUGAUUGAGAUAUACCGAGAGCGGGAGCGGAACGGGGGGGCUUCGCAGGUUGCCCCGCCGAAGGCGCUGCCUACUCCCACCCCGAAGCUUGUUACGAUACCGGUGCCGGUGGAGGAGGAGGCGGUGGAAGAGUCGGAAGAAGAUGUAUCGCCACCCCCACGUGUGCCUGUGAUUGAUGAGGACCAGGGUCGUGCGAGUCCGGGGCGGUACGUGCAUGGAGCGCCACUGCAUAAUGUUUUGGAAGAAGAGGAGGAAGAGUAG
Molecule: messenger RNA, 3135 nt
Organism: Guyanagaster necrorhizus
Lineage: Eukaryota; Fungi; Basidiomycota; Agaricomycetes; Agaricales; Physalacriaceae
Exons: 3
Coding region: 1-3135 (1044 amino acids)
Source: RefSeq, a predicted model, not a curated record